Messenger RNA from Mastomys coucha (southern multimammate mouse), 1424 nucleotides. RefSeq names its product spindlin-2C. Lineage: Eukaryota; Metazoa; Chordata; Mammalia; Rodentia; Muridae. Gene Ontology annotation, biological process: gamete generation; regulation of DNA-templated transcription. The record is from RefSeq and is a predicted model, not a curated record. Bases 334 to 1149 code for a protein of 271 amino acids. Gene Ontology annotation, cellular component: cytosol; nucleoplasm. The transcript is spliced from 3 exons.
UUGGCAGAAAGGACGAGGACAAGAGCACAUUCCCCAGCUUAGAACCAACGUGUGGAGUGGGAGAGGAGGCUGUUGAACCGUGUUUGGCAGGAAGGGGCGGCCUCUUGCGGGGCAGGAAGCUACGCUAGGAAAAGGGGGAGGAGACUGCAGUGGCAGCAGCGACUGCUGGAAGCUCUUAAGUGGCCCAGGUACUGCUGCCUCUGACACUCGGGAAUAAGGCGCUCAUUUGGCUGCUCGCCGGCUGAUCAUCCUUCGCUCCAGUCUCGCAGCGGAGGCAACAGUCUUCUGUCCGAUUUGGGCACGUGAGUGCUGCAAACCCAGACAGUGAGCAGAAUGUUUCUCCCUAGAUUCUCUCCUCCUCUUACAGUUAUGAAGACCCCUCACAAAAAAGCUGUUGCAAAAGAGCAAAAGGGAGAAGCAGUAGGUCACCACGUUGGCUCUACAACCAUCAAGAAGAAAAAAGCUUCUCAAAAGAGGCAGAGGAGCAGAUCUUCAUCCCGGCCCCGAAGGAAUAUCGUGGGCUGCAGAAUUUCUCACGGCUGGAAGGAAGGAGAUGAGCCGAUCACACAGUGGAAAGGAACUGUGCUGGAUCAAGUGCCUAUCAACCCCUCUCUCUACCUGGUGAAAUAUGAUGGGAUUGACUGUGUCUAUGGACUGGAACUUCACAGAGAUGAAAGGAUUUUAAAGCUUAAAAUCCUUCCUGAUAAGGUGUCGUUUUCUCGAGUCAGCGAUGUGCGCCUUGCUAAUACUAUAAUUGGCAAAGCAGUGGAACACAUGUUUGAGGGUGAGCAUGGCUCUAAGGAUGAAUGGAGGGGGAUGGUCCUAGCCCAAGCACCUAUCAUGAACGCCUGGUUUUACAUUACUUAUGAGAAAGAUCCUGUAUUGUACAUGUAUCAGCUUCUGGAUGAUUAUAAAGAGGGCGACCUCCGUAUCAUGCCAGAGUCCAGUGCAUCUCCUCCAGCAGACAGGGAGCCAGAAGGAGUUGUAGAUGGCCUGAUAGGUAAACAUGUGGAAUACACCAAAGAAGAUGGCUCCAAGAGGACAGGCAAGGUCAUUCACCAAGUUAAAGCCAAGCCCUCUGUGUACUUCAUCAAGUUUGACGAUGAUUUCCAUAUCUAUGUCUAUGACUUGGUGAAAAAGAACUCUUAGGGUCAAAUUUGCAUAGUGUGGGGAAGCAAAUGUGUACAUUGUAGAUGUGCAAGAAAUAUUAAUUUUUCAAUGUAUUAAAAGCCUGAGAGUUUCUGAUAACCCAGAAUCUUUGCCAGCAUUGCUGUUGUUUUUGUUCUGGAAACUACCAGUCUGUGGACGUGACCUGUUAAAUGUAAAAACAUUGUCUUCUGUAAGAGAUGAGUAUGUUUGGUGUAUGGGAUAUGAAGGAACAGCUGUCAAUUUAACCUGUGAAUAAAGUACCAUUAUUAUAAUAA